GUCUCUUCAUCUUCUUCCUCUUGCUUCUGUAGUCGCACAACCUAUCCUCUCUCCCUCCCUCUCGCUUCUGGAGCAAUGACCAGCCACCGCCCUUCCGCCCUUCCUCUCCGCCUCGUCCUCGUCAUCUUCCUCGUCUCCAUCUCCGCCGUCCGCUCCCGCUCCGUCCGGCUCUCCGAUCCGGUCUCCGACGGCCUCAGCAAGGCGCUCGGCCGCAGGUCCCCGCUCUAUCUCCCGUCCUCGGCUGCCUCGUCCGACUCCUGCGAUGAGACGUACGGCUUCAUGCCCUGCACGACCACUUGGAUCGGCAACUUGUUCCUGAUUCUGGUCUACAUCUACUUGAUGUACACGGCCGCGACGUGUCUCUCGCGCGGCAGCCAGAUGUUGCUGGAGAUUCUAGGGCCGGGGCUUAUCGGUGGGCUCGUGUUGCCGAUGCUCGGGGCAAUACCCAAUGCCUUGCUCAUUCUCGUAUCUGGACUGUCUGGAAGCACAGAAACUGCACAAAGUCAAGUCUCCAUAGGAAUGGACUUGCUCGCGGGUUCAACUGUGAUGCUUCUAACUGUCAUAUGGGGUUCAUGUGUUCUUGUUGGCAAGUGUGACCUGCGUGCUUCAGAUUCAACUGCAGAGGAUAAAACGGAUACCAAAGGGUUUAGUUUGACAGGUUCUGGUAUUACCAUCGAUAAGUUAACAAGAAGGGCGGCAUGGAUCAUGGUUAUCUCAGUUAUUCCAUUCCUUGUUAUUCAACUUCUUCAACUUCUCAAUUCAACAUCAGGAAGGCAUGUGGCAGUCUUGAUAGCACUGAUUUUGUCUGUGGUUCUACUUAUCUCUUACUGCAGCCUAUAUCAGGUGUUCCAGCGUCAGAUCCAAGUGAGGAGACUGAAGUACUGGGAGAAGAGGCGUGUUAUAUUUGGAUUCUUAGGACAUGUAAAAAAGCAUGCCAUUGGAAGGCUUAUGAAGGGUGAUGGUGAAGUUGACACAGAAAUUAUGGAGAAGAUAUUCAAAACCAUUGACACAAAUAAUGAUGACCAACUCACUGCUAGCGAACUAAAAGCAUUUGUAAUAGGAAUCCGUUUUGAAGAAAUCGAUCUGGAUGCGAAUGAUGCUGAUAAAAUCAUGGCAGCAUUUGAUACCUCUCAUGAUAAUCGUCUUUCAUAUGAUGAGUUCAGAAAGGGUAUUGAAAAAUGUCUAAAGAAGGCGGUGCGUUCAGGAAAAGGUUCCAAUCUCAAAAAUGUUGUUGACACAAUGAAGAUUAUUGAUCACACCGGCCAUCAAGCAAAAAAAGAGCACGAGCAAUUGUUAGAGGGGGAACAAAGCGAUGUGGUGGUUGAGAUUGUUGAAAAUGUUAAAAUGACCUCCUUAAAAGCAGUGGGGUUGUUAAUUCUUGGAACGGUCAUAGCAGCAGCAUUUGCUGAUCCCUUGGUAGAUGCGGUCGACUAUUUCUCAGAUGCUACCGGUAUCCCCACUUUCUUCAUUUCGUUUAUUGUACUGCCUUUGGCUACCAACUCCAGUGAAGCAGUGUCGGCAAUAAUCUUUGCUAGUCGUAAAAAGCAGGAGACAGCAUCACUGACAUUCUCUGAGUUAUAUGGGGCAGUGACCGUGAACAAUUUGCUUUGCUUAGCAGUCUUCCUGGCUCUUGUCUACAUCAGAGGACUAACAUGGGACUUCACAUCAGAAGUGAUUGUUAUUCUUAUUGUUUGCAUUGUGAUGGGAAUAUUUGCCAGCUUCCGCACCACCUUUCCUUUGUGGACAGUGUCAGUAGCCUUCAUACUCUAUCCUUUCUCCUUGGCGCUGGUGUACGUACUUGACUAUGUCUUGGGUUGGUCGUAGAUUUGUUCUCAGGGUACCUCAUGGGGAUGCCACAGCUUUCUGUCAUAUUCCCUAUUUGACUUUCUUAUGUUCAUCUUUUGGAGUAAGAUUGCAUUCGGAUUUAUUCCAUAGCUGUAGUAAUCUGAGAAGCAAUGUUUUGUAGUGAAAGGAUUAAUAAUUUUGCCAUGCUGCUGAGAUGUGGAAUGAAACAUUCUGUUUGUGGAAUUA
Molecule: messenger RNA, 2031 nt
Organism: Eucalyptus grandis
Lineage: Eukaryota; Viridiplantae; Streptophyta; Magnoliopsida; Myrtales; Myrtaceae
Product: sodium/calcium exchanger NCL-like
Exons: 7
Coding region: 76-1824 (582 amino acids)
Biological process (GO): intracellular calcium ion homeostasis; calcium ion transmembrane transport
Cellular component (GO): membrane
Molecular function (GO): calcium ion binding; calcium:proton antiporter activity
Source: RefSeq, a predicted model, not a curated record